AUGUCCACUUUAACAGGCUUAUGCAGAUUGAGGAAUCUUGAAGAGUUAGAUAUUAGUCGUAAUGGAUUUUGGGGUCCUCUUCCUUCAUGCUUGUGCAAUAUGACCUCGCUCCGUGUGCUUGAUGUUCACAAUAACAAUUUUAGUGAGGCCAUUCCAUCAUCUCUCUUCUAUAAUCUCAAGUCACUUGAAUAUAUUGAGCUCUCUGGAAAUGCUUUUGAAGGCUUACUUUUUCUUGCUUCCCUGGCUAAUAAUUCUAACCUUGAGGUAUUCCGCCUCAUCGACAACCAUAAACGACUGGAAGUAAAUACAGAGGAGCCCACUUGGUUUCCUUCAUUUCAACUGAAGAUGUUUGGUUUAUCAAACUGUGUGAUCAACAAAGACGCAAAUGGCCUAAUUCCCAGCUUUCUGAAAGAACAGCAUGACCUGAGAGGUGUUCAACUCAACCACAAUGGAAUGACAGGAAAUUUUCCAAAUUGGCUAUUGGACAACAAUGUAUUACUAAAACAGUUCGAACUCACAGGCAAUAAUUUGUCAGGUCCAUUUCAUUUGCCUUCCAAUUUGAAUCUUCUCAGCAUGUGGUGGUUCGAUGUGUCUGCUAAUAUUAUUGAAGGAGAGCUUCCAUCUCGAAUUGGUUCUAUCCUCCCGGAUUUGAGAUAUUUGAACCUAUCAAACAACUUAUUGCAAGGUAGAAUCCCUCCCUCAAUUGGCAAUAUGAAAAAACUGGAUGCAUUGGAUUUGUCGAAUAAUGGCUUCACAGGAGAAAUACCAAAGACACUGGCUAAAGGUUGUGCAUUACUUUCUACAUUGAAACUGUCCAACAACAAUUUGCAAGGCCAAAUGCUACCAAGGUAUACUAACUUGACAAACUUGAGAUAUUUGCAUCUGGAUAAUAAUUUUUUCACAGGAGACAUAUCGCCUGAUAUAUUAAAUAGCUCCUCCUUGAUCAUUUUGGAUGCAAGUCAUAAUUUCCUAUCUGGAACACUUCCCAAUUGGAUUGGAGAUAUUAGUAGUCAUGCGCUUAUCUUGUCGAGUAAUUUAUUCGAAGGUCCUUUACCAUUGAGCUUUUGCAAGUUACUGUAUUUCGAUUAUUUGGACCUUUCAAGUAACAACCUUGGGCCAAAUAUACCCCCUUGUGUCAAUUUUACACUUACUUUGAGGUUCUUGCAUUUAACUAAUAACACGCUUGCUGGGCAGUUUCCUAAGUUUCUUUCUAGAGCUUCAAAUAUGGUCACAUUGGAUCUUAGACAUAAUGCACUAUCAGGUGAGAUCCCUAGCUGGAUCGGUUCGUUUCACAAGUUGAAGGUUCUUCUAUUGCAAGGAAACAAUUUUGAAGGUUCAAUCCCUUUGGAUCUAUGUCUAUUGAAAAACAUGAGCAUAUUAGAUCUCUCCAAUAAUAAUCUUUCUGGAAAUAUUCAUUCUUGUUUGAACGAUUUGACGUUCGGAAGCUUUGGGAAUCCUAUGUCCAGAUCUUCUUACAUGGUAAGCUGGGAAGAGGCAUGGGAAUCACACUACAAGGUCGAUUACCGUUUAUUGUAUCUUCGAAAAGAAGAUGACACAUAUACUUAUACGAAUGGAUUAGAAGAAGUGAACUUCAUGACAAAGAGAAGGUUGGAAUCUUAUAUGGGCAAUAUUCUAAAACUCAUGUCGGGAAUGGAUCUCUCGCAGAACAAUUUGACAGGGUAUAUUCCUCCAGAAGUCGGCUACUUGAGUGAACUUCUCUCAUUGAACCUGUCACACAAUCAUUUGACAGGACCGAUCCCGGAAAAAUUUUCCAAUUUGAAGAAUGUAGAGAGCUUGGACCUCUCCUACAACAACUUAACCGGUCCCAUCCCUCCACAACUAAUAGAGCUUUACGCGCUAUCAGAUUUUAGUGUGGCUCACAAUAACUUAUCAGGCAAGACACCAGAUCAAAAAAAUCAAUUUGGAACUUUUCGGGAAGCAAGUUAUGAAGGUAAUCCUCUUCUUUGUGGACCACCAUUAACAAGUUGUCAUGGCUCAAAUCAGAAAUGGGAGACACUGCCAUCUUUUAAUUAUACCAGAGAGGACGAUUCCUGGAGAGAAGCCUUCUUGUGGAGUUUUGCAGGAUCAUAUGUAGUGGCGUUCUUUGGGGUGAUUCUUUUUCUCCAUCUAAACUCGCACUAUCGGUACGUGCUAUUCGGGCUCGUUCGUAAGUUUAUCCCAUCAUUUCCCCAGUAGAUAAUGUUCUUCUAAGCAUUUUGUGAUGAAAUAAUACGAUGAACGGUGGAGAACUUUUGU
Messenger RNA from Syzygium oleosum, 2256 nucleotides. Its product is annotated as receptor-like protein 13. Gene Ontology annotation, molecular function: protein binding. The coding region runs from base 1 to 2196 and encodes 731 amino acids. The transcript has a single exon. The record is from RefSeq and is a predicted model, not a curated record. Lineage: Eukaryota; Viridiplantae; Streptophyta; Magnoliopsida; Myrtales; Myrtaceae.